Molecule: messenger RNA, 5715 nt
Organism: Fundulus heteroclitus (mummichog)
Lineage: Eukaryota; Metazoa; Chordata; Actinopteri; Cyprinodontiformes; Fundulidae
Product: protocadherin gamma-C5
Exons: 5
Coding region: 407-3364 (985 amino acids)
Biological process (GO): homophilic cell-cell adhesion
Cellular component (GO): plasma membrane
Molecular function (GO): calcium ion binding
Source: RefSeq, a predicted model, not a curated record
CCUUCUUUUCCUCCAACUUCCUCCAACUUUAAUCUGGCUGGUUUGUGUUCGCUUCUGGAGGAGAAGUCACUGAAAACUUUGGAGUGGGUGUGGGAAGUGUGACAGCACCGCUCCAGCAUUGUCUUCCAAUGAGAGUCCGGCCCUCUGCGGGCUCUCCCCGCCCACGGAGAGAGUGAGGCAGAGGAGACGGAGCAGAGAGUUUUAGAGGAGCCAGGGACAACUUUGAUUUUUCUCCGUUUUUUCAGGGCUUUAAUGUCGGUCGCCAUGACCCUAUCAAAGCUUUCCAUCGCUUUGCUUUUAGAGUGGAAAUGUUUACGUCGAGCCGUGUAGUCUCGUUUUAACACUAUGGAUACGUGACGGCGAAAGAAGAAGUUAGAAACUUUCCCGAUCCUCGGAGCGCAGCACAAUGGACUCCAGGCAGAGGAAGCGCUCCGGAGGAGGGACGCUGUGGAGGAUUUAUCUCUAUCUAGCCUGUCUGUUCUCGGCGUCCGCUGAGCUCAGAUAUUCCGUUUCAGAGGAGCUAAGCCCGGGCUCUGUGGUUGGAAACAUCGCGAAAGAUCUGAGCUUCUCUCCUCAGAGGAUCGUCCAGAGGAGGUUACGGGUGGUCUCCGAGUCAGCGGUGGAGUAUUUCGAGGUGAAGCAGGCGACGGGCGAAUUAAUUAUCAAACAACAAAUAGACCGGGAACAGCUGUGCGAACUGAGUUCAACGUGUUCGCGACAAGUACAAAUUAUCCUGGAGGAUCCGCUGGAGAUUCAUCGCGUCGUGGUGGACAUCCUGGACGUGAACGAUAACGCGCCGCGGUUUUCGACCAGCAACAUUUCUCUGGAGGUGUCAGAGGCGGCGGCGCCGGGCACGCGGUUCCGCUUGGAGAGCGCGCACGAUCCCGACGUGGGUACCAACUCCUUACGCACUUACCAUGUGGCUACAAAUGACUUCUUUACACUGAACGUGCAGACUAAGAGCGACGGCAGCAAGUUUCCAGAACUCGUGGUUGACAAACCUCUGGACAGGGAGACGCAGGCCUCGUUUCGCCUGUUGCUCACUGCUGUGGAUGGAGGUCAGCCGGAAAAAUCUGGCUCAACGCUGCUGCUCAUUAAAAUUCUGGAUGUCAAUGACAAUGCGCCGGUCUUUGGCGAGCCGGUGACCAAGGUGACGCUGUUGGAGAACGUUGCACAGGGCACUUUAGUUACAAAAUUAAACGCAACUGACGCUGAUUCGGGCAGCAAUGGGGAAAUAUCAUUCAUGUUUAGUAAAUACACGCAAGAGCGUGUUCUCCAGCUUUUCAGCGUGGACUCUAAAAGCGGGGAGAUCCGGGUGAAGGGGGAUGUAGACUAUGAGAAGGCCUCAUCUUAUCACAUCACAGUGCAGGCCAGAGAUGGGGGGUACCCCGCCAUGGAGGGCUCUUGCAACGUCAUAGUGGACAUCAUUGACGUGAAUGACAACGCCCCAGAGGUGACGCUGAUGUCACCGACCAGCACCAUCAGAGAAGACUCGCCUCCGGAGAAAAUGAUAGCUCUCAUAACGGCUCGAGACCUGGACUCCGGAGACAACGGGAAGGUUACUUUAACCAUCCCACCAGGUUUGCCAUUUAAACUUAAUUCAGCCUUUGAUGGUCAUUAUAGUCUGACCACUGCUGGCAGCCUGGACCGGGAGACGGUUCCAGAAUAUACAGUGGUGAUAAAAGCAAGCGAUGCUGGCUCCCCGCCCCUUUCAUCUCAAAAAACGUUUGUUGUGAAGCUCUUGGAUGUAAACGACAACGCUCCCUCCUUCUCCCAGUCUUCUUACUCUGUGGACAUACCAGAGAACAAUCCCCCCAGCUCCCCCAUCGCUGCUGUUUCUGCCACGGACCCGGACCUGGGUGAGAAUGCUCGCGUCUCCUAUGCCAUCCUUCCUAGCAUGAUUCAGGACUCGCCCAUCUCCUCUUACGUGUACAUUAACCCCGAGACCGGCCACAUCUACAGCAUGCGCUCCCUCGACCACGAGAAGCUCAAUGCUUUCCGCAUUCAGGUGCAGGCCCGGGAUGCAGGGGAGCCCCAACGGGCCACAAAUGUCACUGUGCAUGUGUUUGUUGUAGAUGUGAAUGACAACGCACCAGUGAUUGUUCAUCCCUCCUACCCUAAAGACAAACCACUGCAGCUCACUGUGCCCCCAUCUGCUGGCCCAGGCCACGUCAUAAAUAAACUGGUCGCGGUGGAUGCAGACAGUGGGCACAACGCGUGGUUGUUUUAUUCAAUCGCCCCUGGACCAAACGCUGGCAUGUUCCGUAUCGGGGCCCACACCGGAGAGCUCCGCACAGCCCGCAAAUGGUCCGAAGACGAAGAGGGCUCUAAUUAUGACAUAACAGUCAUCAUCCAGGACAACGGUGAGCCGCCAAAGUCCAGCUCUGUGAACAUCACCGUAACGGUGGACGAGAAGGCCGCGGCUGUGGACGUGCCGGUGAACCCUCGCCACAACCACUUCUACCACCAGACAGGGAUGUCUAACAUCACUUUGUAUCUCAUCAUCUCCCUGGCGUGUGUGUCAGGUGUGGCUUUCAUCACGUUUGUGGUUCUCAUGGUGCGCUGCCUGAGGCACCGUGGCCCAGGGCUGGGCGACUCUGACUGCUGCUGCUACGGCCGCCACACGUCCAGCCGCUACCAUCAGAGACCCAGCAAGGACCUUCACCUGCAGCUCAACACCGACGGACCCAUACGAUACAUGGAGGUGGUGGGAGGCCCCCAGGAGCCGCACACACGCACAUAUCGGCCCUGCUACUCCACCAUAUCUAGCCGGAGUGACUUUGUAUUUAUGAAGACACCCAUGCUGAGUCAUAACAACACGCUCAACAUGACGCUCAGCAGGAAGAACCUUAUGAACUCAGCCAUUGAGCAAAAGCCUCCCAACAAUGACUGGCGCUUCACACAAGGACAGAGACCUGGACCUAGUGGCCCCCACAUGCCGUACGGUACACACAUACGAUGGACGCCGAAGAAUGGGACAAGGGCUACUGGAGGACCUGAGGUAGCCAUGGGAACUGGCCCCUGGCCCCAGCCCCCCACCGAAGCAGAGCAGCUUCAGGCGCUGAUGGCGGCAGCAAACGAAGUGAGUGAAGCGACAGCCACCCUCGGGCCUGGCACCAUGGGCUUGAGCACCCGCUACAGCCCCCAGUUCACCCUGCAGCACGUGCCCGACUACCGCCAGAACGUGUACAUCCCCGGCAGCACGGCCACGCUCACCUCCAACCCCCAGCAGCAGCAGGCCACGGCCCAGCAGGCCACGCAGCAGGCGCUGCCCCCGCCUCAGGCCUCGGCACAGGCCGAACCUCCAAAAGCCGCCCAGACCCCCGCCUCCAAGAAGAAGUCCACCAAGAAGGAGAAGAAGUAGACAUGGGUGGAGAGGCGUUGGAGGCACGAUGAAGUGAUGAGAAAUCCAACCCCCCAUACCCCACCGUUAGGUAUCUGCUGUCACAUGGACGCUGUUGGUGGUUCUUCGAAGGUUUCCCUCCGAGAAUCCAAAUGUGCUGGAGUUUUUAGUGUUACUAACUCAUGUUGUGCUUAAAGGUCUAGUAUUGUUCAUGUAAAUCAUUGUGGGUAGAUAUUUUUGGCUGGGUAUGGAGGGUUGCUGUUGUCUUUUAUUUUUCCUCCCUUUCUUUUAACGAAAAAACAAAAAAAUCUAAUGGACAAAGAGAUUCGGUGUAGCAAACCUUGCUGGAAUGACGAGGCUACACAGCGAUGUAUUCAGAGAUGAAAAGUUAAUGUCUUUCAUGUUGGAUUUAUUGUGCACUUUCCCGAAUGCGGAAAGUCAGCCGUUGUAAAGUUCGCUAGUUGCCAUUCAUUAUAUUCCUCUGUCGGGUCAGCCGUAAAGCAUAAGGCUGCUGUUUGACCGGUAUUACAGACUCUUCUGCAUGCUCAUGAAGGAUCAGACCACAUAUGCUAGUUUAGAGUUGCAAACUAUGCAUUGCAAAAGCAAAGAGGAAGAAAUUCUGAAUCAUUUUUGUUCCUUCCUUCAAUCGCAGAUCAGUGUAAUGCACGUGUAGUGCUUACUUGUCACAAAAUGAGAAUAACUUUUGUAAUCAUAGUUUUAAGAAGAAAAAAAAACAUAAGAAUUUAAUCUUCUGGUAUUUUCUAUGACCUGAGCAUGCACCCACAGUUAAGGGUAGGGGUUGGCAGAGGACUGUAGUGAAGGCAUGGCACGUACUUACAAGUCCUCCUGACUUCCUGUAUAACACCUCAGGAUGGGUCCAGGCAUGUCCUGCUGCCCUCCCCUCCCCGCACCCCACUAGUGUCCUUCCCUCACCCCCAAUUUGAGCCAAACUAAGAAAAAUGCACUGGUCGUAUGCUGAAGAAGAGACAAUGUUGGGGUUGUAAUCACUUCAAUCUUUAGGGAAACAUGUAGAUGUGGUAAACUUAAGUGCUUAGGAGUUUCUAGACACUUUGUAAGCCUCUAGGGCCUUGACGGAGUUUUCCCUUCACUUUCUUGAGGUGCUGAAGAAAUUUAUUGAUGUUUUCUUUAUUAUUAUUUGUUUUCCUUUUGGGAGAUAUUGAUUCAAUAGCAUAAAUGGGUUUUGUUUAAGAUAUGAAGUAUUUACUUUGCCAUCCAUCUGUCUGUCAGGAUGAAAUUGCAUGAAAAAGAGGGCAGCCUGCAGGCUGGGUCAGAGGGGAACGAAACGGGAUCGGUGGGAGCUAAACCGGUUGAGGGGUGGGGCAACAUCUCAAUCGGUGGUACACAACCUUUGGCUCUACCUACUGAAUGUACAGAGGAACCAAUGCUGGCCUGUCCAACCUUUUUAACCUUCUCUAAUGCACUGACCCUGAUAGAGGUCAGCAGAGCCAAGCACAGUCACACCUGUUGGUGAGGAAAAAGCCGUUCGGAGCGUCUUCUCCGUGUUCGAAAUCAACGGCAAACACGAUCCUCUCCGCCUCUCACCUGUCUGCAUCCGCUCCUCCCCCCCCCUCGCUCUGUGAGGCUCCUACCCCGCUGUAAAUAAACACGAGUCCGGUCGAUGGUAUACGAGCCGAGUAUUUGUACAGCAGGGACCUCGUCCAACUGUUCCCUCUCAACAAGACGCGGCUUACUACUGGAAUGUGUUUGCAUUUUGUUUUUCAAGAAAAAUUAAAAACCGCAGCUUAAAAAAAAAAAUUUCAAAUAAAAAUCAUCAACAAUAAACAAAAAAGUUUGAGAUGUUCUUCAACAGUUUGUGUUGCAAUGUAGUAACUGAGCACCACGGAAGCCAACUAACUCUUAAGUGUAAAUAAACGACUUAAAGAUAACUUUAGAUGAGUAAAAUCAAAGUGACACACGUAGACUAGUUAACUUGUGGUAUGUGUUGCGCAUAUUUUUGUGUUUAUUUUUCUCUUUACUACCUUUCAUCAUCCUGUAAAGAAACGAGACUAAAAAAGAAAAAAAAAUUUGAAAAUGUUUCUAUCCUUCUGUAACCUCUUAAUGUUAUUUUUGCGGUGAUUUUUCUCUUGUGCAUUUGUGAAAUAAUGCCUCUCAUUCUCUUUCUGUCCAUAUGAACAAAUGAUUAUAAAUAUUAUAUAUGUGUAAGUCCGUCCGCUGCUGAAUUAAUACUACUCUAUCCUGCUGUAUUAUCUUUCUUAUAAAACGCUUUUCCCCUCCCCCCCACGCUACAUCCCUGUGUUACUCUCUUAUUUUUAUGCUAAUAUUUAUAUUUCUGUUCUAUUUUCUCUUGGACACUGACAUUUCAAAUAAAAGAAAUCAUUUGAAAAACCUUA